This is a messenger RNA of Myotis brandtii (Brandt's bat), 2444 nucleotides long. RefSeq names its product DEAD (Asp-Glu-Ala-Asp) box helicase 1 (gene DDX1). The coding region runs from base 28 to 2232 and encodes 734 amino acids. NCBI's taxonomy places the organism in Eukaryota, Metazoa, Chordata, Mammalia, Chiroptera, Vespertilionidae. Gene Ontology annotation, molecular function: ATP binding; nucleic acid binding; protein binding. The record is from RefSeq and is a predicted model, not a curated record. The transcript has 25 exons.
UUUUAAAAUUAAUUUUUAUUUUCAGAGAUGGGUGUUAUGCCUGAAAUCGCGCAAGCUGUGGAAGAGAUGGAUUGGCUUCUCCCAACUGACAUCCAGGCAGAAUCCAUCCCACUGAUCCUGGGAGGCGGCGAUGUGCUUAUGGCUGCAGAAACAGGAAGUGGAAAAACUGGUGCUUUCAGCAUUCCAGUUAUCCAGAUAGUUUAUGAAACUCUGAAAGACCAACAGGAAGGCAAAAAGGGGAAAACAACAAUUAAAACUGGUGCUUCAGUGCUCAACAAAUGGCAGAUGAACCCAUAUGACAGAGGAUCUGCUUUUGCAAUUGGGUCCGAUGGUCUUUGCUGUCAAAGCCGAGAAGUGAAGGAGUGGCAUGGAUGUAGAGCUACUAAAGGACUCACGAAAGGGAAGCACUACUACGAGGUGUCCUGUCAUGACCAGGGGCUGUGCAGAGUCGGGUGGUCCUCCAUGCAGGCGUCCUUAGACCUAGGUACUGACAAGUUUGGAUUUGGCUUUGGUGGAACAGGAAAGAAAUCCCAUAAUAAACAGUUUGAUAACUAUGGAGAGGAAUUCACUAUGCAUGAUACCAUUGGGUGUUACCUAGAUAUAGAUAAAGGACACGUCAAAUUCUCCAAAAAUGGAAAAGACCUUGGUUUGGCAUUUGAAAUACCACCACAUAUGAAGAACCAAGCCCUCUUUCCUGCCUGUGUUUUGAAGAACGCUGAACUAAAAUUCAACUUUGGUGAAGAAGAAUUUAAGUUUCCACCAAAAGACGGUUUUGUAGGUCUGUCCAAGGCGCCGGACAGCUGCGUUGUCAAAUCACAGCACUCAGGUAACGCACAGGUGGCACAGACCAAGUUCCUCCCCAACGCGCCCAAAGCUCUCAUCGUUGAACCCUCCCGAGAGUUAGCUGAACAAACUCUGAACAACGUCAAGCAGUUUAAGAAAUAUGUUGAUAAUCCUAAAUUAAGGGAGCUUCUGAUCAUUGGAGGUGUUGCAGCCCGGGAUCAGCUCUCUGUUUUAGAUAACGGGGUGGACAUAGUGGUCGGCACUCCGGGGAGACUGGAUGACCUGGUGUCCACUGGGAAGCUCAACUUGUCCCAAGUUAGGUUCCUGGUCCUGGACGAAGCCGAUGGGCUUCUCUCUCAAGGCUACUCGGAUUUUAUAAAUAGGAUGCACAAUCAGAUCCCUCAGAUCACCUCUGAUGGAAAAAGGCUGCAGGUGAUUGUUUGCUCUGCUACUUUGCAUUCUUUUGAUGUAAAGAAACUGUCUGAGAAGAUAAUGCAUUUUCCCACGUGGGUUGAUUUAAAAGGCGAAGAUUCCGUCCCAGACACCGUGCACCACGUGGUUGUCCCCGUGAAUCCCAAAGCUGACAGACUCUGGGAAAGGCUGGGGAAAAACCACAUUAGAACGGAUGAAGUUCAUGCAAAAGAUAACACAAGACCUGGUGCUAACAGUCCAGAGAUGUGGUCUGAAGCUAUUAAAAUCCUGAAGGGGGAGUAUGCUGUGCGGGCAAUCAGGGAGCACAAGAUGGACCAGGCAAUUAUUUUCUGUAGAACCAAAAUCGACUGUGACAACUUGGAGCAGUAUUUUAUGCAACAAGGAGGAGGGCCUGAUAAGAAGGGACACCAGUUCUCCUGUGUUUGUCUGCAUGGCGACAGAAAGCCUCACGAGAGAAAGCAGAACUUGGAAAGAUUUAAGAAAGGAGACGUAAGAUUCUUGAUUUGCACAGAUGUGGCUGCCAGAGGAAUUGAUAUCCAUGGUGUUCCUUAUGUCAUUAAUGUCACCCUGCCUGACGAGAAGCAGAACUAUGUCCACCGGAUCGGCCGUGUCGGCAGAGCUGAGAGGAUGGGCCUGGCCAUUUCCCUGGUGGCGACAGAAAAAGAGAAGGUCUGGUACCAUGUGUGUAGCAGCCGUGGAAAGGGGUGUUACAACACCAGGCUCAAGGAGGAUGGCGGCUGCACCAUAUGGUACAACGAGAUGCAGUUGCUCUCUGAGGUAGAAGAACACCUGAACUGUACCAUUUCUCAGGUUGAGCCAGAUAUAAAGGUACCUGUGGAUGAAUUUGAUGGGAAAGUUACCUAUGGACAAAAAAGGGCAACUGGUGGUGGAAACUAUAAAGGCCAUGUGGAUGUUUUGGCACCUACGGUUCACGAGUUGGCUGCCCUUGAAAAGGAGGCGCAGACGUCUUUUCUGCACCUUGGCUACCUUCCUAACCAGCUGUUCAGAACCUUCUGAUUCUAACACCCCGAGUAAGACUUGAGUGAUGCGGCUGUCGUCCUAAAACUCUAAAACGGCUGUACUGCUUCCAGGCAGCAGCGUUUAUAGUCACUUAAGCUAUUAAUGCUAACUCUUGCAUGUCAAGAAACAUGGAACAUUAGUCAUAGGAAUUCUUCAUGUAAUGGCAACCUAAUGAAAGUAAUAAAUGUGAUGACUCUAUUUUCAGGAAA